This is a messenger RNA of Lytechinus pictus (painted urchin), 6837 nucleotides long. RefSeq lists its product as uncharacterized. Gene Ontology annotation, molecular function: ATP-dependent chromatin remodeler activity; ATP binding; DNA translocase activity. The record is from RefSeq and is a predicted model, not a curated record. Bases 130 to 5550 code for a protein of 1806 amino acids. The transcript is spliced from 18 exons. NCBI's taxonomy places the organism in Eukaryota, Metazoa, Echinodermata, Echinoidea, Temnopleuroida, Toxopneustidae.
ACUAAAAUUGGGCUGAACUUGAUUAUUCCGCAAUAUUGUUAGGCUGUUGCCUGAUAGCUAUAACUAUCUUGCCUGUGACUCAAUAAAAUUUGAUAUGAUGGAGAUCUAUUUUUCCAAUUUUUGUUAAGGAUGACUGCGUGCAUGAUGGAAGAGUCAACCAGGUUUCAGGCAAGUGAAAGAGAGAUCAUACUAGUGGAUGAUAAUGAUUAUCCUAAUGUUAUCGGAGUAAGCGAUAUAUUCGGCAAUGUUCACGUUGGGGAAGGUCUCUACCUCAAUAAGGAUGUUUACGAGAGACUAUACGGUUACCAGAAAAAGGCUCUUCUCUGGUUCUGGGACCUCCACCGGAAGAAAAAGGGCGGCAUUCUCGGUGAUGAUAUGGGACUCGGCAAGACAAUUCAAGUGAUUGCAUUCCUGAGGAGUUUGACAGAAACAAUACCAUCAUUAAAUCUGAGAGUGCUCCUUGUUUUACCCACUACUUUGAUUGAAAACUGGAUAAGAGAGUUCAAGAAUUGGGCUCCAAAGAUGUGCCUGUUCAAACUGCAUGGAGAUCAGUCAAUGAGCAAGAGAUGGCGUCUGUUAGAUAAGGUUCAUAUGACGGGCGGCGUUUUACUUACCAGCUAUGGCAUUCUAAGAUCAUGUUGGUAUGAACUCAGCCUCAACAAGGAAAGACGACCCUUUGUCUGGGACUACAUGAUUUGCGAUGAAGGACAUCAGAUCAAGAACCCAGAGGCUCUAACGACCAAGGCAGCUCGUGCCAUCUCAGCCACCCAUAGAUUCAUCUUGACCGGUACACCCAUCCAAAAUAAUCUUAUGGAAUUCUGGACUCUCUUCAGUUUUGUUGAACGAUCAAUUCUCGGCGAGCAAAAAACAUUCAAGAUGGAAUACGAAACUCCUAUUGCAAAUUCAAGAAAAAAAGAAACAAACGAAGAGAUGCAGGCCAUGGGUAAUGCACUCUCCGAAAGUCUGCGGAGACUUACAGACCCGUACUUCUUGCACCGACGAAAGGCAGAUGUCUUGAAGAAGAAGGAAGUAAUAGAAGGAAAUGAGAAAGGGCAGGAGAACGAAGGAUCACUGAAGAAUGAGAGAAAACAGGAGGAAGAUGCAUUGCCAGGCUGUUCUUAUUGGAGAAUGGACUCACAUCCCCCAUUGAACGAAGCCAGGUCUUUGACUCACAAGAAUGACUUGGUGAUGUGGCUCUCCCCUUCUCCAAAACAGAUCUUAUACUACAACCAGUAUAUCAACCUUAAAUUCUUCAAAAAGGUAAUGAGACAAAAUGACAAGAAAUGUGUCUUUGCGGAGCUGGGGGUUCUCAAAGCUUUAUGUGAUCAUCCUCGUCUGCUUUCUAAGAGAGCCUUUUGCAUGCUCGGACUCAUUCCACCUUCGAGCGAUGACUGGCAAGAGGCAGCGUCUGAAAUGGAAUUUGCAGCUAACGACAUCACUGGGGUGAGCGGGGAUGUUCUUAUACAAGAGUCUGGGAAGCUGGAAUUCCUCUUCAAGCUUCUUGAGAAUCUAAGAGAAGAAGGGCAUCGAUGCCUUGUUUUUAGCAAAUCACUCAAGAUGUUGAAUAUAAUUGAGAAGAUACUACGAGGAAGGCGAUUCCGAUGGAAGCGGUUGGACGGCUCCAUCCAUGAUAUGAUUGAGAGGGAAGCGAUCAUUCAAGACUUCCAGCAGAAUGAUUCUUAUAAUCUAUUCCUCCUAAGUACUAAAGUAGGAGGGACAGGGCUGAACUUGACAAGCGCAGACAGGAUCGUUAUUGUUGAUCCAGACUGGAACCCAUCCACAGACAACCAGGCAGUGGGCAGAGCCUAUCGUAUUGGCCAGACCAAGUCAGUGAUAGUCUAUCGGCUAAUCACCUGCGGGACGGUAGAAGAGAAGAUCUACCGUCGGCAGGUCUUCAAGGAAUCUCUUAUCAAGCAGACCACGGGCAAUUCUGAUGAAGAUACAUACAGGUAUUUCUCUAGCCAAGAGCUACGAGACCUGUUUGAGCUUGAAAAUAUCGAGGUAUCUGUUACACAGAAACAGCUAGAAGGCCUCCAUGCAUGGCAGAGAAAGUCCUGGAGAGAACUAGAUCAACACAUUGCAUUCCUGAAAACAAUAGUGAGCGGGAUCAGCGAUCAUGAUCUGCUGUUUUCGUUGGACUGCAAAACCAUGAGGGCAAAGCGCGACGAGUAUGACGCCAAGGUUCGAAUGGCGGAAGGUGAACUUGCAGCUGGCAACAAGCAUAAUGUGCACAGAGAAGAUUGGCCCUUCGGGCCCCAAGAAAGAAGAGAUUUGGAACCCCUUCUCUUUCCAAACCUGCUGCACCAGAGUGUUCAUGGAGCAACUCAAGACACAAAUACAUGGCUUAUCAAUAACACUGGUGUGAAGAAUAUGGAGGAGAAACAAGAUGUAAAAUUUGGUAUCAAUAAGGAAGAAAGGAGCACACUUCUUCAACAGGUUACAGAGAGAAGACUUGCAAUUCCUGGCUCCACGCUUGCAGCCCCUUAUACAGUUAAUAGUGGGAAUCAACUGGAUAGCUGUUCUAUAAUGAUAGAGGGAAAGCCGACCCUGCAAGAAAUACCUUUGUUACCAAACCAUUAUCUUGAUGGGCCGACCAGCAAUUCCCAGUCUACACCUGUACUGUGUCCAACAGAGAAAGCAUCAAAACUUGAGAAGAUAUGUAGCAGAUUGGAGUUUUCCCGUAGCUGUGUCAAGAGUGAGCAAGACAAUUCUAGUUGCAGUAGUAGUAGCCUGGAGAGUGUAGACUGGAUGUUUACUGAAAGCAAACGGGACACUGUCCAAGGUGAGACCCUUGAUGAUGUUAUUGACUUGAUUAGCACAUCCUCCAAUCAGUCAGAGGAGACGUGCCGUGCAGCAGGAGAGGAGAAGUUUGUGUCCAGCUCACAGGGUCUAAUUGGAGAGUGUGUCGGAGGAAAUAUGGUAUGCAGCAAUGACAGCCUUGAGGAUAAAGACCCGAUGCCUCAGGGAUGUGGUGAUACAGCUCUUGGCAAAGACAGUGCUGAGACACGCAAGGUCAAGGAUCAGGCCGAUGGUGCAGAUGAGCCAUCGGGAACACUCAAGGAAAAAAUUGUCUCCAGUUUCCAUGGCAACCUGGAAAGAUUUGACAACGAAAAUGCAGAAUGUAGGGAUGAGAGUCUUGGGAAAAUAGAUUGGAUGCGGUCCCAGGGAGAAAAAGGUGAUGAUCCUGACGCUCAAGAUGCCAAAGACGAGAAAGCCAGGUAUUGCUCUGAUUGGCCAAAACAGUUAUCAGGGGUACUGAAGGAGAAUAUUGUUUCCAGAUCCUCCAACACCACUGGUAAAGUCGAGCAAGAAGGCUUGGAAUGUAAAGUUGAGUACCCCCAGAAGUCGUUGAAGAGAGAUCAUGGCGGUCGCUCUGUCGAUGCUACCCCUGAUGGUGAUGGUGAUGAUGUUGAUGAUGUUGAUGAUGGUGAUGGUGGUGGUGAUGGCAAUGAUGUUGUUGAUGAUGAUGGUGGAGGUGGUGGCGAUGGUGAUGGGGAUGAUGAUGAUGAAGAAGAUGAUCAUCCUGACACUCAAGAUGCCAAAGAUGAGAAAGCCAGGUAUCGCUCUGAUUGGCCAAAGAAGUUAUCAGGGGUACUGAAGGAGAAUAUUGUUUCCAGAUCCUCUUACACCACUGGUAAAGUCGAGCAAGAAGGCUUGGAAUGUAAAGUUGAGUACCCUCAGAAGUCAUUAAAGAGAGAUCAUGGCGGUCGCUCUGUCGAUGCUACCCCUGAUGAUGAUGGGGAUGAAGUUGAUGAUGUUGAUGAUCGUGAUGGUGGUGGUGAUGGCAAUGAUGUUGUUGAUGAUGAUGAUGUUGAUGCUGAUGAUGGUGAGUGGAUUGCUUGUGAUAGUGAUGAUGAUGAUGAUGUUGAGGCUGAUGAUGGUGGUGGGGGUGCUUGUGAUAGUGAUGAUGAUGAUGAUGUUGAGGCUGAUGGUGAUGAUGAUGUUGAUGAUGAUGAUGGUGGAGGUGGUGGCGAUGGUGAUGGGGAUGAUGAUGAUGAAGAAGAUGAUCAUCCUGACGCUCAAGAUGCCAAAGACGAGAAAGCCAGGUAUCGCUCUGAUUGGCCAAAGAAGUUAUCAGGGGUACUGAAGGAGAAUAUUGUUUCCAGAUCCUCUAACACCACUGGUAAAGUCGAGCAAGAAGGCUUGGAAUGUAAAGUUGAGUACCCCAAGAAGUCGUUGAAGAGAGAUCAUGGCAGUCGCUCGGUCGAUGCUACCGCUGAUGAAGGUGGUGAUGAUGUUGAUGAUGAUUAUGAUGGUGGGGGUGGUGGUGAUGGUGGUGAUGAUGAUGAUGAUGUUGAUGCUGAUGAUGGUGAGUGGAUUGCUUGUGAUAGUGAUGAUGAUGAUGAUGUUGAGGCUGAUGAUGGUGGUGGGGGUGCUUGUGAUAGUGAUGAUGAUGAUGAUGUUGAGGCUGAUGGUGAUGAUGAUGGUGGUUGGGGUGGUGGUGAGGGUGAUGAUGAUGAUGAAGAAGAUGAUCGUCCUGACGCUCAAGGUGCCGAAGACGAGAAAGCCAGGUAUCGCUCUGAUUGGCCAAAGAAGUUAUCAGGGGUACUGAAGGAGAAUAUUGUUUCCAGAUUCUCCAACACCACUGGUAAAGUCGAGCAAGAAGGCUUGGAAUGUAAAGUUGAGUACCCCCAGAACUCGUUAAAGAGAGAUCAUGGCGGUCGCUCUGUCGAUGCUACCCCUGAUGAUGAUGGUGAUGAUGAUGGUGAUGAUGGUGAUGAUGAUGAUGAUGAUGGUGAUAAUGUUGAUGAUGGUGAUGAUGAUGAUGGUGAUGAUGAUGUUGAUGACGAUGAUGAUGGUGGGGGUGGUGGUGAUGGUGAUGAUGAUGAAGAAGAUGAUCGUCCUGACGCUCAAGGUGCAGAAGACGAGAAAGCCAGGUAUCGCUCUGAUUGGCCGAAGAAGUUAUCAGGGGUACUGAAGGAGAAUAUUGUUUCCAGAUUCUCCAACACCACUGGUAAAGUCGAGCAAGAAGGCUUGGAAUGUGAAGUUGAGUACCCCAAGAAGUCGUUGAGGAGAGAUCAUGGCGGUCGCUCUGUCGAUGCUACCGCUGAUGAAGGUGGUGAUGAUGGUGAUGAUGAUGGUGAUGAUGAUGAUGAUGAUGAUGGUGAUAAUCCUGAUGAUGGUGAUGAUGAUGAUGGUGAUGAUGACGAUGAUGAUGUUGAUGAUGGUGAUGAUGAUGAUGAUGAUGAUGGUGAUGAUGAUGAUGUUGAUGACGAUGAUGAUGAUGGUGAUGAUGAUGAUGAUGAUGAUGAUGGUGAUGAUGAUGGUGUUGAUGUUGAUGUUGAUGUUGAUGUUGAUGACGAUGAUGGUGGUGGGGGUGGUGGUGAUGGUGAUGAUGAUGAUGAUGAUGAUGAAUAUUUUGAUGCCCGCAGUGACUUCAGUGGCAGUAGCAUUACCUUCCUUGAAGAUCCAUCAGAUGAUAUGCCUGGAUCUGAAUGUCAGGUCGAGCAUAAGGUAUUCAAACGAGAAGCAGAAGAGCAGGAGGAAGGGAGUUUGCCAAAGAAGAAAGCAAGGACUGGGGGCAAUGGGUUUCCGUGGUUGGAUUGGUAAAGAUCAGAUAUUGAAGAAGGGUCAAUUUCAGUACCAUAGAUUGAUAGAAGUAUACAGUUGUACUUAAAAGUUAUUGAACCCCAUCACAAUAUCCACUCCUUCAUGUUGAAUGUAGACAACAACACUACAAUGCCCAACAAGCCCAGAGAAUUAAACUCUAAUGAAUGUUGUAUUUUAUCACCUGACUUCACUAUUUAUCUAAAACAUGGCAGAACUAGAAGAACACAUUAAAAAUGUCAAUUUUCUGGUGGGGUUCACUAACUUUUGAGCACCGUGUUUCUUGAUGAAAACAUGUAGCCUGCAGACAGUCCUCUGGUCAGCUGAUUUAACAAGUAACAGGAAGUCUUUCAAAGACUCUGGACAGACUGCCAUGUUUGGAUAUUAUAGAUUCAAAUAGAUGCUCCACUUACACUUCAAAUCCAAUGCAGGAAAAUAUACAAUUUUGGUACAAUGUAAACAUUCUCAUACUUGAUAAUAGAGAACAUUUUCUUAAAAUUUAAGCAGCAUUUUUGGACAGAGCAAGGGGCUUUUCAACAAUCUUCCUGUCAGCUGAUUGUAAUAUUUAAGAGUAGGAACGUAAAGGUUUGAAAAAAAAGAGUAAAUAUAUAAAUUUGUAUUUUUACAUCAUUGUUGAUCCAAAGUAGAAGUCAAUUUCUAGUUGUUAACAGAAAACAUAUAUCCUGGAAGUUUUACAAAGGUUGUAGUUUUUAGAAAGUCUGAUGGUCAGCUUUUAAUUGAGAAUAAGAAGCUAAAAUAUGAUGAGGCCUCGAGCUAAAUUUGGUUGCGAAAGUUGGGAUGGGAGUAGUGUUUUCUACUAUGCAACUGCUUCAAUCAAUGCUUAUCUCGCGAAUGAUAUACAUACAGCUAUUUUUUAUGUCAAAAUUCUGGAUCUAAAGAAAGUGAGAUGUUGAAGUUGGUGUUUCACAUAGCAUUUUCUACUAUUAACCCUAACUUACAGGGGGGGCUAUUCAGCCCGCUCCUCAGCGUUUUUCGCGAUAUAUCUACAGCGCAAAGUUAUUUGACUGCGCCGCUCGCUGACUUUUUACCUUUAAGUUUUACACAAAUUUUUUGACCAAAUUUGUGAUGCCUGGGCACGCGGUUACGAAAUUACUCAACAAUAUGUCAGUGCAUGUCAGACCAAAAUUGCUCUAAAAUGCAUAUAUCAUGUACAAAGUCAAUACCAAAUCUGUUUCAUCUAAACUUCAUAAAUGAGUGAUUAUUCUCACUUUGACAACAGUCAUUUUAUUUUAUAUUAAUUAUGACUGAAAUGAUGUCCCUGAUUUUGUC